Aspergillus neoniger CBS 115656 is the source of this 1661-nucleotide messenger RNA. RefSeq names its product phosphotransferase family protein. NCBI's taxonomy places the organism in Eukaryota, Fungi, Ascomycota, Eurotiomycetes, Eurotiales, Aspergillaceae. The transcript has 6 exons. The coding region runs from base 69 to 1661 and encodes 530 amino acids. The record is from RefSeq and is a predicted model, not a curated record. Gene Ontology annotation, cellular component: mitochondrion.
CAUGUUCAACUAGACGUACUUCUGUUUCCAAGCAGGGACAUCAUCCAAAGUAUCACAUUCUAAGAACGAUGAACCAAUGCCCAGCCGCGCCCCUUUGUCGCUACAGUUAUAUCCAAUACACCCAAAAAGCCCUAAAGCAACCAUACCGCCCAAUCUCAAGGGCAUCAACGCUUUCCUACAAUGUCACUCCCACUAGCAGAACCUCCUCUCAGACAGACUGGAACAACCACGAUGAAUUCUUCAAAUUCACACGAGGCCGCUUUCUCGUCGAUGAAGCCAAAAACCGCCGCAUGCGCGAGAUCCAAUUCGACAUGAACAGCCUCGCCCGUGUCGCAGCAGAAUCAGUCGGAGCCACUCACUGCACCUCCAUACAGAAGUACCCCGACGGCAUGUUCAAGAAGGCCUUUCUCAUGUCGAUGGACAAUGGCCGCGAAGUCGUAGCCAAGGUUACUAAUCCGAAUGCUGGUAUUCCGCAUCUACGACAGCUAGCGAGGUUGCUACCGUGGACUUUAAACGUACUUGAAACACCAGUGCCUCGCGUCUACACAUGGAACUCGAAUGCACAAUCACACCCAGUCGGGGCUGAGUUCAUCAUCAUGGAGAAAGCUGCCGGCGUUCCUCUUUCUCAUGUCUGGGAGACACUGAAACUACCUCAGAAGCUCCAAGUGCUUCUUGCCAUGAUACGUCUACAAAAGAAAUGGCUGAGUGUGUCAUUCUCGCAUUAUGGCAGCUUACACCCACUACAUCAAGAACGACAAUUCGCCAUCGGCCCUACCACAGGUCGCGAUUGGUGCGAUGCGAGCCGCUCACUUUUGGAUAUAGAUAGAGGACCAUGGCCCGAUAUACAGCAAUUUCUGCAAGCAGUCGGGACACGAGAAACAAAAGCAAUCCAAUCCCUGCACCCACCGAAACAACUAGCCCUAUUCUGCGGCCCAAAGCUCUACCAACCAUGCCCCCAAACCAAACUCACAGCCUUAUCCCACUACCACCAAAUCCUCGAAUCCCUCAUCCCAAACGACACAGCCCUCACCACCCCUCACCUCUGGCACAACGACCUCCACAACGACAACAUCUUCAUCGACCCGCAGAACCCCGAAUCCAUCACCUCCAUAAUCGACUGGCAAUCAACCCACAUAUCCCCGCUCUUCACCCACAAUCCCGAUCCGGCCUUCCUCGACUGGACAGAUGCCGCAGCAGUGCGCGAAUACACCACCCAGAACAUAUUCAUCGGAUGGCGCAAGCUCACGCGCGCCAAGAACCCAGCUCUAUAUCGAGCUAUCGAGUUCAGAAAGACGCCCGCGUACAGGUUGAUAUUCCUCGCUCAUCGGAUGUUCGAGUAUGGCGAGGCGCAAUUCAUGUCGCUGCUUGUUGAUAUGAGGGAUCAUUGGGGAGAUUUACCAGGUACCGGUGACGUCCCGUUUCCGUUUGAGUUCACAGAUGCGGAGAUCGAGCGUAUUAAAGUGGCAUGUGAUGGGGCGGUGGCGGGGACGGAGCUUGUCGCUGGGGUGAAGGAGCAAUUGGGCGAUUUGUGGCCGGAUAAGGGGCUUAUUGAGAAUGAGAGGUAUGAGGAGUGUAGGGCUGCGCUGGGGGAGGUUAGGGAUCGGAUUGUGGAGGAGUUGGCGGAGAGUGAGGAGUAUCGGCGGUGGUGGCCUUUUGAUUGA